Pseudozyma hubeiensis SY62 is the source of this 942-nucleotide messenger RNA. RefSeq lists its product as hypothetical. Gene Ontology annotation, biological process: ribosome biogenesis; ribosomal large subunit assembly; cytoplasmic translation. NCBI's taxonomy places the organism in Eukaryota, Fungi, Basidiomycota, Ustilaginomycetes, Ustilaginales, Ustilaginaceae. The record is from RefSeq and is a predicted model, not a curated record. Gene Ontology annotation, cellular component: cytosolic large ribosomal subunit. The coding region runs from base 1 to 942 and encodes 313 amino acids. Gene Ontology annotation, molecular function: structural constituent of ribosome; large ribosomal subunit rRNA binding. The transcript has a single exon.
AUGGGUGGAAUGCCUCGUGCUACCAAGGAGGCUUGGUUCGAGAAGCUCACCGAGCUCCUCGAGAAGUACCCCUCCAUCUUCAUCGUCAACAUCGACAAUGUCAGCUCGCAGCAGAUGCACCAGAUCCGUCAGUCGCUCCGCGGCAAGGGUGUCGUGCUCAUGGGUAAGAACACCAUGGCUCGUCGUGCUCUCCGAAUGCUCAUCGGUGACAACCCGGACUACGAGCGUCUGCUGCCCCACCUCAAGGGCAACAUUGGUUUCGUCUUCACCUCGGGCGACCUCAAGGAUGUUCGUGAUGUCAUCCUGGCCAACCGUGUCGCUGCCCCUGCCCGUGCCGGUGCCUACGCUCCCGCCGACAUCUACGUCAAGGCCGGCAACACUGGUAUGGAGCCCGGUAAGACCUCGUUCUUCCAGGCCCUUGGUGUCCCCACCAAGAUCGCCCGUGGUACCAUCGAGAUCGUCUCGGACGUCAAGGUCGUCGACGCCGGUAACCGUGUCGGUACUUCCGAGGCUACCCUGCUCAACAUGCUCAACAUCUCGCCCUUCACCUACGGUAUGACCGUCGUCCAGAUCUACGACCAGGGUCAGUGCUUCGAGUCGUCCGUCCUCGACGUCUCGGAGGACGAGCUCGUCGACCGAUUCGUCCUCGGUAUCAAGCAGAUUGCCUGCAUCUCGCUCGCCCUCAACUACCCCACCAUCGCCAGCGUCAUGCACAGCCUCGUCAACGGUUACAAGAACCUCAUCGCCGUCUCCAUCGCCACCGACUACGAGUUCGAGGGAAGCAAGAAGGCCAAGGAGUACCUUGCCAACCCCGAGGCUUUCGCCGCCGCUGCCCCUGCCGCUGCCGCCGCUGACACUGGUGCUGCUGCCGCCGCCGAGGAGGAGAAGGAGGAGGAGAAGGAGGAGUCCGAUGACGACAUGGGCUUCGGUCUCUUCGACUAA